CGGAAGACCGUUUACAGCCGCCACUUCCUUCCCACGUGAACCGCUCCAUGUGAGCACGGAUUUUACACCAAAUAACUGUUUGUAUCCAAUGAUUGUCGUUAACAAUACCAUGGAUAUUAACGAAGAUGACGAGCAGUUAGGUGAGACGUCUGAGGAGGAUAACAGCGAAUUAUCUGACGGAGAGGUAACUGGUUAUUCUAUAGCGUGGUGCUUGGUAGCUAGCUAACAUUAGCUAAAUUAAAUAGUAGUUAGUUAGCAAUGUCUCUGCUAACUUUACUUAUAGCUAGGUUCUAAAAAGCUUUACUUUGCUGUGUUUCUUUCUCCAUUAGCUUCAAGAUGCAUUUGCAAAGGGGUUGUUAAAGCCUGGAUUGAACUUUACAACACAAGAACCGAAGAAGAUUGUCAACAAUGUGGUGAGUGUUGACAUGCGCAAGCCACCAUUGUUUCCAAUGACUGUAUAGUGUGUAUAUAUAUAGGACGUCAAUCUUUCAGCCUGGUUAAAUUGUUUAGGAACAUUUUUAUUUAUUUUUAUCUCUAAAUGGUUAAACUAGUGAGAAAUAUGAUUAUUGGAAAGUCUGAGUUUGCUUCAUUUACUAUCAUCCUAAAUGAAGAUAUUUAAUUAUUUACUAUCUAAUUAAUAUAACGAUACUCCAUGAUGUGGACAGUAUGUGUUACUACAUUACACACACUGAUGGUUUGACAACUUCGAAUUGGGGGGAAUUACACAUCCCUUUAGUUUAUUUUUACCUUCGAUUGGUGAUGUUAGUAUAAAAGUUUAUAGUCAACAUGACACACGAUCAAUUGCUUAAAACAGAUCAAUGUAUGCACUCACUAACUGUAAGUCGCUCUGGAUAAGAGCGUCUGCUAAAUUACUAAAAUGUGAAAUGUAAAUAAUCAAUGUCUUUGGUUUUGUAUUGUUGAUUUUUGUCAUACGGGCUGGGGGUUGGAGGAUUUAGAAUGCAGCUAUCAUUUUCUUUAUGAAAUGGCACUAAUAAUUCGGGGUGGUCUCUAUAGAAGUCGCUGGCCACACACCAAUACACGGAUUUGACAGUCAACUGUAUCACUUUAAUAGAAGCCAACCAUUGUCAAUGUUGAUAUCCUAUGGAGAGUUGUGAUAGUUGAAGUUAACUAACAGAAAAGUGGUUUGUUCCCUUUUCUGUGAUGGUAGCCUUCCGUAAUCAACAUCCGCCAUUCCAAAAUAUAGAUGGAAGCAUUCUACAAAUUCUCAUCUGAUCAACCAUAUAUAGAUUAUUACAAGUUUCUGUGUGCCUUUUGUAUAAUGUACGUUUAAAAAGCACGUUCAACCCAAACGUUUCGCCCUUGUUAUAUUUUACGAUAUACCGGUAUUGAUGCACAGACCGGUUUGGGUUUUUACAUUACCUUCUAUAACGGAAUUUGAAUUUUUGGUUUGUUAAAUGUGAUAUGCAGUGUGUAACAUCUAUCUUUUUUAUAGUUUACUCCGCUCUCUCUCAUGCUGCUUUCCACACAAACCUAGCCCCGCCCCUUGUCACUCAAGGAGCAUUUGUUGUUCCUAGACCAGGAGACCCUUGCCUUCCAUCUGCGUGGUCAAUGCAGCACAUGCAACAAUGUUGAUGACAACGAUGCUGUUUUCACUUUGCUUCUUAAUAUAAAUCCACUAGGGUUCAAUAAUUACACUAUUAGUUUGUGUUUCCUAUAUCUGCAAAUGGCUAGUUUCUUUUCUUAGUAAGUUGGGCCUAAAUCAUGUUAACUAGCUAAUAAAUGUACAGAGUAAGAGCAAACGGAACUAACUAUACAGCCUGAUAAUACCAGUGAUGGUGUAGACCUAAAUCAGCAUGUUGUUUGUGCAACAGUAUCUUCUAAAUCAAAGCGGAAUACGCAAAGCAUGAAUGUUAGCUACAUGAAGUAGCUAAGAGAACAUUCAAUGUAGUCAAAAGAUUAUAGGGUCCCCUAAGAAACACUUAACACUCCACAAUAACUCCUCCGGGCAUUUUCGUUCAUUGUCAUGUUAAACAACUAACUAUAGAAUUAGAAUAAUAAUUAUAUUUCCAUGAUUCCAACAGUUCACCCAAGUGUUCUUCUCUAAAUUGCAAGUCAAAUCGCAAUUGCAACAUUUGGUUAAAAAUAAGGCCUAGAUUGUUUGCCCGUAUCGUGCAGCAAUGGCAAUGUGGAGGUGACCUGAAAUGUGUGCAGGAAAGUUUUUUCUUAAGUAAAAAAGGGCCCAGAUUAACAAAACACUUCUUAUGCAAAAACUUAAGAAGCGUCUUAAGAAGAAAAUAAAAAGUUCGUUCGUAAGUGCAAUUCUUCAACAAUAUCUUAAGAUUUAAUGAUUUAAUAACUUCUUCUCAAAUAUCUAAUUACAAAUCUUGUUAAGAUGUUUGUUGCUAGGAAACCGUUUUAGCUAGCUGUCUAGCUAGCAAUGGCAAUCAUGUAAGCCUAUUUCUUACUGAGAUUACUGUUCUAAAACAUGUUAUUGGGUUUAAAAUAAUCAAUACUGAAACUUUCAGAAGAAGUUUGAGUGAAUUAAACAUGUUCAAUUGCUUUCAUUAGAUUUUUCUCUCACUGCCCUCAGUUUAAGACAAGGGUUUAGCUAUCUUGGAAUGAAGAACAUUUCCAAGAACUUUAUUUUCAAAAAUCUAAUUUCUUCUUAACUUUUUGCUUAAGGAGAAACAUAAGAAAUAGCGCAAGAACAAUUCCAAUAAACUUUUUGAGGAAUAGCAACUUUGCUUAACUUUCUUCUUGAGUCUAUAGUUAAGGGAACCAUUGCAGUUAACCUUCUUAAGAAUACAAUUAUUUUGUGAAUCUGGGCCCAGCACCUUGUGUUCUAUCGCUUGAGCUCCUGUACCUCUUAUAGAAUAUUCUCUCAAAAGGAGCUCCUGCACCCAAAAUGAGUACUGUCACCUAUUUCAGUCCAAGUAAAGCACUGCUUCUUACCAAAUUCCGAUGCGCACUUUGAAGAUGUUAGAAUAACUGCCACAUUUACUUUUCCUCAGCCAACAAGAUGAGUAAUGAACAGCAAAAUCACUAGCCUAUGUCAAUCUAAUAUCCCCCAUAGUAGAAAAGUUUACGUAUUCUAUUGGUCAACUUGUCGUUCUGUGCGAGAAAAAAUAGGCUAUUCCAACCAAACUCUGGUACAGUUAUGGAACGAUAGAUCCCAUGUAGGCCUAGGCUACAUUAUACUUUUUUUUAAACCGAUGAGGCUGAUGCAACAGAUCAGAACAUUUACCUUAAAAUGUUGAUAAACUAUUAUUUCUUCACAUUAUAAGCGCAGCAAUGCGCACAAGGCAGUAGGUUAUGUGCGAAUGUUCGUUCCAUAAUGCAAUAAGCAGGAGAACAUCUUUGUCAAAAGCACACCGCACAUGCAAGCGGUUUCAUGUGACAGAGAUUAAAAAUAUAUAUAUCAGUUUAGAUUUUUUUUUUAAAGCAGGGAGCUCUAAAGAUGCAACAACUAGCUUGGAUUACUAAUAUUGAGAACAAAAAUCAUAGUUAUUUUGAAUCGUGGCCAUCAACUGUUUUUACACGCGAUUACGUUUAGAAUUGUUACGCAAUGAUUGGGCUUAUAAAAGCAUGUUUCACUCCAGUAGCAACGAAUGAGCUGUUUGAGAAGCUGUAGCAGCAGCACUUGCGCUGUUGGACAGAUUUUCCACUCAUAGGCUCUGUAUCUGUAUGCUGUGCGCGUGUGAUGAACAAACAAAACAACUAACACAAAUACACACGCGCCAAUUUAAUUCCACUAAAUUAUGCAAAUUAACCUAUAGACCAAUAAGCAUGACCGGUCAAAUGUAUUAAAAUCAACUGUAAGGUGUAAUGGUUCACCAAACCCACGGUUUGGUACAUAUCGCGGUUUUGGGUUCACGUUUCAGUACAGCGGAAAAUUAAAUGCCGUUCAGCAUUCACAAUGUUCCUUGCAUUGUCUGUUGUGACCGGAUUGUUAUGUUGGGCCUCUCCGGGAAGGAGAAAGGCAGUGUAUGUUUCAUGAUUUAACUACUCAUGGUGUGGUUGUGAUAACAUACAGAAACUCAAGUCCUUUUCUUCACCCAACCUGGAAUACCUCACAUUUACAUUUACGUCAUUUAGCAGACGCUCUUAUCCAGAGCGACUUACAAAUUGGUGCAUUCACCUUAUAGCCAGUGGGAUAAUUUAAUUUUUUUGGGGGGUGGGGUAAGGGGGGGUAGAAGGAUUACUUUAUCCUAUCCCAGGUAUUCCUUAAAGAGGUGGGGUUUCAAAUGCCGACCGUAUUACCUCCCAAGAGAUUUCUCUUCAUUGUAGUCACAGCCGUGUAAAUUCCCCCUCAAGCCGAUACCACGACGGCCCUCAAGGAACUACACUGGACUUUGUUCAAACUGGAAACCACAUCCUGAGGCCGCCUUUUUUCUAGCUGGUAAUUUGAACAAAGCAAAUUUGAGGAAACCGCUACCGAAGUUCUAUCAACACAUUGCCUGUAGUACUCUCACCUAAAAAACUCUCAACCAUUGUUACUCUCCCUUCCGGGUUGGCUACAAGGCCCUCCCCCGCCCUCCCUUUGGCAAAUCUGAUCAUGACUCCAUUCUGCUCCUCCCUUCCUAUAGGCAGAUACUCAAACAGGAAGUACCCGCACUAAAGUCUAUUCAAUGCUGAUCUGACCAAUUGCAAUCCAUAAUUCAAGAUUGUUUUGAUCAUGCGGACUGGGAUAUGUUCUGGGUUGCCUCCUGAGAAUAACAUUGACGUAUACACGGACACGGUGACUGGGUUCAUCAGGAAGUGUAUAGGGGAUUAUGUUCGCACUGUGACUAUUAAAACCUACCCAAACCAAGAACCGUGGAUAGAUGGCAGCAUUCGCCGUUGUAAUCUUCUGGGAAGCCAAAAUGUUCCCAAACUGGAGAUUUAAACAUUGGAGCGUCUUUCAGUUCUUGUGUAUCGAUCCCACCACUCGCCAUAAUAAAGAACUAGUUCCUGGCUGUGUCUCACAAAAGGACAGUUUGAAAUUAGACAAUUUAAGAUUUUAAUUUUGAUUACAGCGUGUGCAUGGGCUCCAGUUGUUUUAACAGAAUAGCCAGACAUUAUUUUCCCAGCUCAGAUUUACUCCAGGCAGCGUAGGCAUAGCCUAUAUAGGCCUAGUUUACAGUGCGUACCGAGGUCCCCGUACCGAACGGUUCGGUACCACUACGUGUACCGUUACACCCCUAAUCGACUGGUGUUUCUGUCAAUGAAUAGGCUAAAAAGCAUUAUUUUGCAAUGGGAUUUUUUUCUUCUUCUCCCUGACAAUUGGCCGGCGGCAGUUAUUAUUUAGCGCUUAUUAUAAAAAAAAAUGAAUUACCGGCUAACGGAAACCCUGGAGUGAUUGACAAAAAAGUGUUACACUUACCGCUUUGGCGACCCACUUCAAUCAAAAUGCAACACUUCAAAAUGUAGCUGGCUGUCUUCUGCAAGUUGUCCUCUACCAGUGAUAUAGAAAUUAUUCCCAGAUUCCAUGUGGUUUUUGAGCUGUGCUAGUUUUAACAGGACGUGCAACCUGAUCCCCCCCCCCCCCCCCCCCCCCCCCCGCUCAAUUAAUUUCAAGGUGAUAUCGGUAUGAGUAAUUGAGAAGUGUAUCCCUUUCUGUUUUGGCGACCCCAUAUCAAAAUCCAACACUUCAAAAUGUAGCCGACUGUCCUUGGCAGGUUGUCCUCUAACCAGUGAGGUCAAAAAUAUCUCCAGUUUCCAUGUAGUCUUUUUGUUGCGUUUGUUCAACAGCGCCUACAACCUCAUUCCCCCCCCCCCCCCCCCCCCCCCCAAAUCGAUAUCAGUGAUUUAUUGCCACUUGUCAAAACAACAGGGUUUUUGGUGCAUGUGCAGUUUAAGGUGCUCGUUUAAAAAAAGAGAAGUAACAUGAUUAUUACUGGUGUAUAUGUAGGCGGUACAUUUUAUGUUUUCAAUUUCACAAACAGUUUUUGCAUAUUGGUUAUUGAUUUGGACACAUUUUAACAUGGGCUAUUUAUCAAAAUGUCUUGUCAAUGGGAAGCAGCAACAGCAUUUUCAAUUUAAGAUUUAGGAAUAUAAAUUUAAACUUUCAACAUUAAUUUCCAAUGGUAUUGUACUUAAUCUGGUAAACACUGCUGAAUGAGUCCAAAAACGUGCAGCGGUUGAUUUAUUUUGAUGAUAUACCAGAAGUCACCAAAUCGGGUUUGCCCUGCCUAGUAUGUGUCGCGCUCUCUCUCUAUAAUUCAUGUUUUAUUAAACUGUUGUGAAUCACAAGUGGCUUUUCUAAUACGUAUUUUCUUCAUGGUUGUGUACAGGAGGGUUUGAAACAGUGCCUUGCCGACUUCCGUAAGAACACAUUACCCUGGGUAGAGAGGCUGGACAUGGUCAAUCUCCCAGCUGAUGACAUCGUUGCCAAGUCUGAGGGCAGACUUGACAACAAGGCUAGCGGAGACCUCAACCCGGAUGACGACUUCCAGAGAGAGAUGUUCUUGUGAGUGUAUUUCCCUGUUACAUGGGUGUUGAAUCCUAAGUGUCCAUUCAUAUCAUAGUGAAGAGUGACUUUUGGUGUAAUAUUAUGCUGUCCAAGCUAUGGCAAUUGUAACACAUCCUCUCUUACAUUGAUGUCGUCCAGCUACCGCCAAGCCCAAGCAGCUGUUCUGGAGGCGAUGCCCCGGCUACAGAAGCUUAAGAUAGCCACCAAGAGACCUGAGGACUACUUUGCAGAGAUGGCCAAGUCAGACCAGCAAAUGCAGAAGGUAGGAUGCCCUGACCUGGCCUUACUCCCAGAGAUAGCUUGCCAUAUGUAUGACUUAAUUGCAUCAGGUAUGGAUUGAUCACGGACACCAAAACAGUUUAAAAAAAAGAGAUGUUCUACUUUUCCAUAAGCGGUAAUUGGCAGCUUUUAUUUUUAAAUGCAUAAAAGCGAAUAAAAACAUUAUUUGACAAAGCAUCCUGACAAAAUAAAUAUCCUCUUUAAAUCACAUUGGCUAUGCAUGGAGGUUGGUUCAGGUUGUCUUGUUAUCGCAUAAUCUCUAAUCUGCAGUCUGUCUUGCGCUCUCGCUUGCCAACUAGCAACAUUGUAUCAUGGUACUGGCCUGCAAAGUUUCCUGCACCAGUGAGACUGUGACUGACACAACUGAAUGCAUACAGGGGAGAAGUGCCAUACAAGUCCACCAAGAAGGAGUAUUUAGAUGAAGUAAUUUAGCGUUUCUCCUCUUCCACUAAUCUAAUGCCUGGUGGAGUAGUUGGCUAAUGAAAAAUAAGAAAUGCAAAUCAAGCUAGCUAGUAAGCUAACUAGCUACUUUACCAAGGAUAAAGGCACAGACAACUGGGAAAAAUAAAUGUGAUGCUGAAUCAGCAGAUAUUGACAAGCCAGAUGGACAGAGGGAGACGUGCAAGGAGCCAACGUACCCUUGGUAUGCUGUCAUUCUUUAAAUUAUUAUUGCAAUCACUUCCAUAGUGGUGUGGUGGCAAUAAAUGGCCAAUAGGCACUCCUAAUAAAACAUGACCCUACACGUGGUGGCAUUGAAAUGGAUUUCUAUUUGAUAUGGCCGGUAAAUCUCACAUUUGUCCAUCAAAUUCUGGCAUUUGACUGGCACUGAAACACUGGUGUGGUCAUGAAUAAUGCGAUCCUUUUGUCUUUUCCUAUAGAUCAGGAAGAAACUCAUCAUGAAGCAGACAAUGAUGGAGAAGUCCGAAAAGGCUAAGAAACUAAGAGAACAGAGGAAGUACGGCAAGAAGGUAGUCUCCUCCCGUCUCUUUUUCCUUAUAGGGCAGCAGUGGUCUCACUGGCAUAUCUUUUUAUGUCGUCUUGGUGCAUGUGGUCAUAUGAAAUCUGUCUUGUAGGUGCAAGUGGAGGUUAUUCAGAAGAGACAGAAGGAGAAAAAGGCCAUGAUGUCUGCCGUGAAGAAGUAUCAAAAAGGUGGGUCCUCAGUUCUACGUGUUGUGGUUACGACCCAACUUGUUCACACGUUUAGUUGGUAAGUUGCUCUGGGUGACAACAUCUGCCAGAUCGGAUUCAUGAUUAACACCCUCCUCUCUCGUAGGCAUGACUGACAAACUGGACUUCCUGGAAGGAGAUCAGAAAACAGCUAAAGGAGGAGCUCCAGCUAAAGGAGGAGCAGGGAAAGGAGCAGGAGGCCAAACACCUGAUAAAAAGGCCAUGAACAAAAAGGGGUAAGACGCCACACACAGAUGUGAAUGUUGUGCACAAUGCUUAUUUUCCACUACCUACCUAUACUCCUAGUAUUCAGUGCUUUUAUAACAAAUGUGUGUCUACUGUACCUCGACUCCAACUGAAACCUCUGAAUUGACAGCCCCAAUGCUAAGAGGAAGUAUAAGGACCAGAGGUUUGGCUUUGGCGGAAAGAAGAGUGGAACCAAGUGGAACACGAAGGACAGUCACAACGAUGUGUCAGGGUUCCGCGCUAAGGUGGCUCAUGGGAAAGGAGGAAAGGGAGGGAAAGGAGGUAAAGCGGGACCUGGAGGAAAAGGAGGAAGGGGCCCCGCCAAAGGAGGGACUGUAAGUGACUGACAGACAUCCAUGAUCACAUUUUGAAUUAAAAGAAAAAUAAUUGAUUGUUAGUGUUUUUGGUACAUUCAUUUUCUUUCAAUUAUAUUAUUUGAAAAAUCGUAGUUCUUUCGCCAUUUUGCUCCUUUUCUAAAAUGUUUUAUGAUUCUUCAGAAACGACCGGGCAAGAAUGCACGCAAGAAGAUGAAGGGUCGCUCCUAA
Molecule: messenger RNA, 8649 nt
Organism: Coregonus sp. 'balchen'
Lineage: Eukaryota; Metazoa; Chordata; Actinopteri; Salmoniformes; Salmonidae
Source: the annotation of a GenBank genome assembly